UUGACACUUCCGGGUGGGACGAAGUGGGGCGGCAGGUCAGGGGCCGGCAGCUCCGGAGGCAACCAUGGCGUACAGCGGCAUCGCGGUACCUGUCAUCGUGAUGACCGUGUUCUGGGGCUUCGUGGGCUUGUUGGUGCCCUGGUUCAUCCCAAAGGGCCCCAACCGGGGAGUUAUCAUCACCAUGUUGGUGACCUGUUCAGUUUGCUGCUAUCUCUUUUGGCUGAUUGCAAUUCUGGCCCAACUCAACCCUCUCUUUGGACCACAGUUGAAAAAUGAAACCAUCUGGUAUCUCAAGCAUCAUUGGCCUUGAAGAAGAAGACCCACCCUCCAGUGUCAACCAUUGAGGUCACGGAGAGAAUUCCUCUAGAUGAAACCACCUCAAACCAGACUGACUUCUUUGACUCUCCCAUUUUGGCCAUCAGCUGCCUUAAACAUUCACAGCACAUUUGAAUAUCUUAUUCUACAAUGCAGUAUUUUUUCCUGUCACCUUUUUUUAUACUCUGAUGAAUCAUGUGCCUACUUAACCUAAACCAUGCUGGCUCCAUAAAAUGUUCCUGCACUCUUCUGCGACAGAAGGUGCUAGUCUUCUGAGCAAUGCCUUACUCUCUCCUGGGAACCUAUGGAUUUGAAGAUGGCUCCUGCCUGCUCACAACGUGGGAAUCAACAACGUAUUUAAAACUUACAAGACAAUACGACUCCGCUGGAGCAGUUGGUAGGGGAGCAUAUUCAAAGGGCAGAUCUGUCCCAACAGAAUUACACCAAAGUCUAUUUUCAGGAUGAAUCUUCUCAUUUUCUCCAUCUUUUGGAAUAAAUUAUUUUUCUGCUUUC
Talpa occidentalis (Iberian mole) is the source of this 828-nucleotide messenger RNA. RefSeq names its product ATPase H+ transporting V0 subunit e1 (gene ATP6V0E1). Gene Ontology annotation, biological process: proton transmembrane transport. The transcript has 4 exons. Lineage: Eukaryota; Metazoa; Chordata; Mammalia; Eulipotyphla; Talpidae. Gene Ontology annotation, cellular component: proton-transporting V-type ATPase, V0 domain. Gene Ontology annotation, molecular function: proton-transporting ATPase activity, rotational mechanism. Bases 65 to 310 code for a protein of 81 amino acids. The record is from RefSeq and is a predicted model, not a curated record.